AUGUGUCAAAUGAGAGCCCAGUGCACACUGCAGGAUCCAGAGCUGCUCUCAGGGGCUCUGAUAGAUGUGGCCAAACACCUGGGCAACCUGAAGUUCAGAGUCUGGGAGAAGAUGCUGGAGAUGGUGCAGUACACUCCUGUGGUGCUGGACCCCAAUACUGUACAUACCCAAGUCUCUCUCUCUGAUGAUCUGACCAUUGUGAGAGACACAGGUACAGACCAGAAAUAUCCUGCCAACACAGAGAGGUUUAGCUGCUGUACGAAUGUGAUGGGAUCUGAAGGGUUUACCUCAGGGAAACACAGCUGGGAGGUGGAGGUUGGGAACAAGCGGGAUAUAGGAGUGGUGAAAGAGUCCAUCAGUAGGAAGGGGGGUCUAACAUACAGUCCAGAAAGUGGAUUCUGGGCCACAAUGCUGAGGAAUGGUGAUGAUCACGAAGCAGCUGGAGUUACUGACCUCACACUGAAGAGGAAGCCCCAGAGCAUCAGAGUGCAGCUGGACUAUGACAGGGGUUAGGUGUCCUUCUUCAAUUCUAGUGACACGUCACUCAUUUACACUAUUAAAGACACAUUUACUGAGAGAGUGUUCCCAUACUUCUCUCCCUGUUUGAAAAAAGAUAAGAAUGUUGGACCCCUGCAGAUAUGCCCAGUGAAAGUAGUUGUAACAAUGACAUCAUCCCAGUGAAAAUGAACAAAUUAUAGAUGCUGCACUUGUAAGGAAAUGUGGCUGGUUCUAAUCUGCCUCAGCAUGCCUGGUUGUUGACUUGAACUCGGGCAGACCUACUGGACUGAUCAAAGGAGGGUGGUUGAUGGC
Molecule: messenger RNA, 810 nt
Organism: Anguilla rostrata (American eel)
Lineage: Eukaryota; Metazoa; Chordata; Actinopteri; Anguilliformes; Anguillidae
Product: zinc-binding protein A33-like
Exons: 3
Coding region: 1-513 (170 amino acids)
Biological process (GO): protein ubiquitination
Cellular component (GO): cytoplasm
Molecular function (GO): protein binding; ubiquitin protein ligase activity
Source: RefSeq, a predicted model, not a curated record